AUGCCAAAGAGAUGUUAUAAAGAUGGAAAGGAUUACGCUGAGGGUGAGGCUUUUCAAGGAGGCCAUUGCGAUAUCGUUGUCAAAAAUUCGGAGUCUACGUUAUUGAGGAUGUGGGUGAUCCGGGUACUCGAAGAGAACCUCUUGUCACAAUGCUUUAAGGAAGGUAACUCGAUUUUCUUUCGGCAAACGGUUUGCGGGAUCAUUGGAAUGCCAGCUUGUGACAAGAUUACACCAGAUUCACCACUUCUUGGUGUCGCCGGUAUGCAGGAAGUUGGUUCGGUGGAGUCGAACGAUUUCCACUCAAGUUGGAUCCCCGUCAACGCUAGAGGAUGUGAGUUUUUAGGC
Mesorhabditis belari is the source of this 345-nucleotide messenger RNA. The record is from the annotation of a GenBank genome assembly. NCBI's taxonomy places the organism in Eukaryota, Metazoa, Nematoda, Chromadorea, Rhabditida, Rhabditidae.